AUGAAAAGUUAUACAAAAUUACAAUGUUUUUUAACUGUGUUAUUAUUAUGUUUUGUGAAUUCGGGAUACAAUAUAGAAAUACUAGUAUCAUGUGAAGGUAAUAUUUGCCGGACCGGUGAUGGAGAAACUUCCUACUCCAUUUGUAAGAAUUUUGAAAAUUGUUCAGUUUCAAUCGAAGAAAUUAAGAAAAAUAUUUAUCCAAUAUGCUCUUUCUACGGAAAAACUCCAAUAGUUUGUUGUCUAGCAAGCAUAAGUCCAGUUUUGAAAACAUAUUCUGCCACGGAAAAGUGUAGAGAGUAUUCAGAAUUAAUUUAUUUUAAAAGAAAAUUCCCAUUAUUAACAUUAAAUGAGGAAAAUUACAUCACAAUAACUGAUUGCUAUGAUGCCAAUUCUUUAAUUAGCGGCGGGGAAAAUGCUGAACCAAAGGAAUUUCCUCACAUGGUAUUGUUGGGUUAUGGUGAAAACCCAAGCAAUGAUUCAUGGUUUUGUGGAGGAUCACUGAUAAGUAAUAGAUAUGUACUAACAGCAGCCCACUGUGAAAAAAUCAAUACUAUGAAACCGUCAUAUGUUAAAUGGGCUCGCUUAGGUGAACUAGACUAUAACUCAGAAACUGCAGACUAUAAACCUACAGACUAUAAAAUAGUAAAACGCAUAAUACACCCAAAUUACAAAUCACCUUCUCUGUACAAUGAUAUAGCAUUGUUACGUUUAGAAAGAGAUGUAAAUUUCUCGGCAUAUGUACGACCUAUUUGCCUAAAUACAGAUAUAUUAACACCUUCAGCAGUAAUGGCUACUGGUUGGGGAAAAACGGCUUUAGAUGAAAGCGUUAGCACACAUUUAUUAAAAGUACGGUUAAACACUAUUUCGACGGAAGAGUGCAAUAAUAGUUUCUUAUACAUGCCAAACAAAAUUAAUAAAUUAGCAAAAGGAAUAGAUGAAAACUCAAUGUUGUGUACUGGAAAAACAGAAAAUCAAAAUGACACUUGUAGUGGUGAUUCAGGCGGGCCAAUUCAAAUAAAACACAAUAGUUACAAAUGUAUGUAUUCACAAAUAGGAAUAACAUCAUUUGGACAAAUGUGUGGAAAUGAAGAUUCGUCUUCUGCUUUUACACGAGUAUCGAAUUAUAUUUCAUGGAUUGAAGAGAUCGUCUGGCCAAAAAUGUAA
Molecule: messenger RNA, 1164 nt
Organism: Macrosiphum euphorbiae (potato aphid)
Lineage: Eukaryota; Metazoa; Arthropoda; Insecta; Hemiptera; Aphididae
Source: the annotation of a GenBank genome assembly